Molecule: messenger RNA, 903 nt
Organism: Macrosteles quadrilineatus (aster leafhopper)
Lineage: Eukaryota; Metazoa; Arthropoda; Insecta; Hemiptera; Cicadellidae
Product: ubiquitin-conjugating enzyme E2 T-like
Exons: 6
Coding region: 90-704 (204 amino acids)
Source: RefSeq, a predicted model, not a curated record
GGGACUCUGCCAAGAUUUUUAAGUCAAAGUUCCAUUGCUAUAAAAGCUAUUUGAGCAGCAGGCAUGAGGAAUACCAAAAAAGACAGUCAAUGGCUUGCAAAAAGGGAAUAUAUUCACCACGUUUGGACAAGGAAAUAUUAACGUUGAAAAAGAAUCCACCUUCAGGUAUUUCUUGUUAUCCUAAACAAGAAUGCCAGAAGAAUGUUUUAUCUGCAAGUAUUGUUGGAGCAAGUGGGAGUCCUUAUGAAAAAGGAGUGUUUCAGCUAGAAAUCAUUGUUACUGAGAGGUACCCUUUUGAGCCACCCCGUGUAAGGUUCACAACACCUAUUUACCACCCCAAUGUGGACGCCGCGGGACGGAUAUGUCUCGACAUGCUCAAGAUGCCUCCUUCAGGCAGUUGGAAGCCUAUCUUCACUAUCGAGGGUGUCCUCACUACCAUUCAGUGUCUGAUGACCAACCCUAACCCUGACGACCCACUAAUGCCGGAUAUUGCCUCGCAAUACAAGUACAGCAAGGAACAGUUUGACAAAGAUGCAGAAGCUUGGACAAUAAAGCAUGCUCGAGCUAACACAGUUUCUACCUGCGUGACGCAAGUUGCAGUUGAAAAUAACGAGAACUUAGCUGUGAAUAAGCGAAAAAGUGACGGCUUUGGUGAAGACACUGAAAACUGUGAUGGAACUAAAAAGCGUACAAAGAUUGAGUGAGCACACUUUACGUCCCAUCCAUUUUUUUAUUCUUAUUUAACAUGUUUGACUAAGUCUUUUAUUGACACAAUCCUAGUCAUUGAGCUCUGUUAAUAUUUUCAAUAACUUUCUGUUUAUUUUAGUUACACUUGUUAUAACAAAUAAUAUUCACAAUUUUUUUAGUUAAUAUUUUUAAGUUAGUUGCAUAAGAGAAAUCUAA